AUGCCUGGGGCCAAGCAGAAGUCCUGCAACAUGAAUACUGUCCAGCUGUGCAACCCUCAGGCCUAUACACUUUCACUGAAAGGAAAAAGACUGGAUUUUCAUGGAGAAGGUGACACACGUGUAAGCCUGACCAACGUCAUUCCUGAACUCAGCCGACUCACAGCAUGCAUUGAUCUCAUAUCCAUGGGUCACAGCUCAAGUUAUUGGAUGGCUUUCUCUUAUAUUACUAAUAACACCCUCCUGGGCAGAGAAGACAUAGACCUUGGAAUUGCAGGAGACCAUCAGCAGCUUAUACUAUACAGCUUGGGCAAGACCUUUGAUAUCAGUUAUCAGCUGAUUCCAUUUCAGUGGCAUACAGUAUGUUUGACAUGGGAUGGUGUGAAGGGCAGAUUAGAGCUCUUUCUGAACAAAGAAAGGAUAUUGGCAAUAAUGGAUCAGCCACACAACCUGUCUGCUAAUGGGACUUUGGUCUUAGGGUGCUUGCCCAAGAAUGGAGAGGGACAGAUUAAAAGUGUGAUAUCUUGCUUUACCGGCAGCUUAUAUUACUUUCAACUCUGGGACCACAUCCUGAAAAAUGAGGAGUUUAUGACGUGCUUACAUGGAAAUGUAGUUAGUUGGGAAGAAGAUGUUUGGAUCAUCCACAAGAUAAUACCAACUGUUGACAGGAGACUGCGGUGCUUUGUUUCUGAAAAUAUGACAAUUCAAGAAACAAGUACAACUGUUUCACAGCAAAUAGACUUAACAACUCCUUCUCACAUUGCUGGGCUAAACCCACAAAAGACUGUACAUUCAUCCACAACGAUGCCUAAAAGCACACCUGUAUUUGCAGCCAAUCAUACAACCAUAUGGUAUUCUAAUACAAUGUCUUCACCUCUAGCAACAAUGAGUGCAUCAAAAUAUUUAAAGACAUCUAUAGCUGAAACAGCUACGUUUGCAGCAGAUGGCUUAUUUACUUCAGCAACCAUCCCUCUGCCUACCCACAGUACACCCAUCCGUACUACUAAUGUGUCCAUGAAAACAACUCAGCACCCAUAUUCAAAAAAAACAAGGACAUCAAAAAUGGUGGAGACAGUGGCUACUGAGACCUUUCACCCGACUACAGCUACUAAUUUCUUUGCCACAUCUGGAAUUACCAAGAAUUCCAUUGUAUCUGAAACUUUAGCAAUUAAAUCCCAGCCAACUGUUAUGAAGAUAGCUCCAUUUUCAGUGAAUGAUUCCACAUCCGUGUCUACAACAUCUUGCCACAAACACAAGUCCCCAGAUGUUGCAGGACUCCCUACCUCUAAAUCUAAACAAGAAUCCCUUGUAUCCUCAACUGCCAGAACUGUGUCUGGGUCCACAGUAGAAGAAAUUUUGGCUUUAACUACUGACAUUGGAACUAUGCCAGCCUUCCCACCCCAGCCUCUGCUUAUACCCACAGUGACUCCUGUGGAUUCUGUACUUCCUGAAAAUCAGAUGGCAUCUUCUUUGCCAACAACUGAUAAGAAAAUGGUUUUUACAGUUCAUUCAGUGUUGCCUGUGGAGACCACACCUGCCCCAAGAACAGUGAAAACAGAAUUAGUGCACACGGAUUUUCAGGAUGUCUCUUCACUCAGCAUGGACAAUGCUAUAUUUACCUCUAUGCCAAAAGAGACCUCUUCUAUGGCACUUUAUUCUAUGACAUCCUCUCCCAUCGCUGGAACUCAGAGUAAACAGACAGUUAUUGAUAUUGAGAGUACUCAUCCAGCCUUAACUCCUGGAAUCACACUUCAUCCUACACUGGCUGAAGAUUCACUCUUCCCCACAAUUGAAGGGCUAGAAUAUACCCAGAAUACACCCACGGCAGAUGAACCUAUGCUUACUUUGAUUUCCACUAAAUCACCUUCCACAUCCAAGGCAUCUGAAUCAGGUCCCACAUCUUUAACUGAUGAAACUGCCUAUCAAUUAUCUACCAAUGACACCACUUGGACUUCUAGGCCAGAUCAAACUCUGUUGACCUCUAUGAAUACAACCACCUUUCUUACAUUCAUGCCUAAUGAAAAUCUUACAUCAGUACAUCAAGGCAAUGCUACUAAUGUGGAUCAUAUGUUCAUGACUACUAACACCACUCCACUUGAAACAUUCACAAAGCGUAAGGCUACUAUUAGCUCUGAUGGUUCUACAGCUAGGUAUACAGAAGCUCUAUUCAGAUCAACAUCUCUGCUGUUUGGUAAUUUCUCCAGUGUUUCUGAAAUCCCAUCUAUAACCAAUCAGCCUGAGUUUGAACUCACUACCUUACUACUGAAAAGCAUCCCUAUGUCCACAGUAGCUGCAAAUGUACUUCCCACAGUACCAAGGGAGACAUUUGUUCCAUCAGUAGAUAUAUCUACCCUUGCUGAUGUUACACGUAAUUUUUCUACUCAGGAGAGUAGUUCUGAGACAACACAAACAGAAACAAAUGGUACAAGCACAUUUGGUGAUACAAUGGCCCCUCUAUCAAAGUCUGUAACAACACAGCUAUCCUAUACCACUGUGAUGAGAAAAGAAACCACUUCCGAUCAUCCUAAGGGAAAAUCAACUAUAGCAGCAGUAACUGGGGUUUCUCCAUUUUCAGCAAUGCUGGAAGCAACAAAUGAAUCAGCACAAAUGGUGACAGCUUCUAUCACUGUUUCCCCUUUUCCUGAUAUAGAAAAAUCGGCUACUGCAUUGAAUAAUAAAACUGCAACUACUGGGGUUGGAAUGAAUUGGCUUUCAACAAAAUUGACAAAAACUACACCUAAAAGUUCAUACAAUGGAACUACGGAAAUCUUUAAAUCAACUCAUUGGCACUCAGAGACAUCUGAGGGGACUUUAGUUUCAUUGUCCACAUCUGUGAGCACAGAGACAUUCCCUGAACAGAGUGCUUCAGGCACAAGAAUAUGGGGAGCCACUUUCUCUAUGACCCCUACACAGAAGACAGCUAUGUCUUUGUCUACUGGUGUCUUGCCUCCAAAGACUGCAGCUAUUCAUUCCUCAACAACACCUCAACCUAUUACCUAUAUGUCUUCACUGCCAGUUAAUGUCUCUGUUGCUACCUAUCCUGUUACUUAUAUGGUGGUUUCUGAUGAGACUAAGGUGACCCUGCCUCAGUCUUCUACAUUGGCCAGGGAUUUCUCCCCAUCUGUGUCCUCAGGUAUUCCAACUCUACCAGCAGCUACAAUGCCCAUGGCAUUGGUGCUACCACUGAGUCCAACACCUUCCACAACCAGUACUACCAUGUCUACCCACAGAGGCCUGUUUCAUACCAUUUCAGAGGUCCCAGUGACCUCUUCUACAAAAGCACUCAGGGAAGUUCCUUCUGUGAGAGAAACUCUGGCCUCCUCACCGAGAACUGCCUCCCCUAUGAUAACUAAGACUAUAACUACCUUUCCCUCCACUUCAACAGACAUAGUAAGUCCAUUUGUUCACACUCUUGUCUGCUCAAAACCUCCCCCUGACAAGGUUACUAUUGUGUCCUCCACUCAUGUUAGCCCAACUACAUCUACACUAGUAGCAACUCCAUCUACAUCUCAAGUGGAGACUUCAACUCAUGUUUUGACCUUUCCCUAUACUUUCAGUAGAGGUAGAGAUGUUAGCAUGGUUACUUACCCUACAGAGACUUCUGCUGACAGUGAGACAUUGCCCCCAAACACUUCUGCCAACAAGUUUACUACGCCACUAAACACUCACAUUUCUCAGUCUUCUACGUAUUUUGUAAAUACAUCAGUUACCAACCAAUUGGUGACUGACACUUCUGUCUUACCUCCUGAGAAAGAACAGAUGAACACCUCCAUAGGGAAAACCUCUAUAACUACAAGCAGGACAGAAAUCUCACCAAAGAAUUCUUUAAUUUCUUCCUCCCAAAGUACUUCACUUUUGGAAAUUACAGAUACAGAAUUUUCUGAAACCACAGAAAUUUCUAGUCACCAAACCUAUUUGCCUUCAGAGACUCCCCCUGGGAAUGCACCUUCUGGGAAUUUAGCUGCUUCUCCCAUAGGAAGGACACAGACUACACAAUCCUUGACCUCAAGUAGCAUACAAGGUAUUCAUACUUCAGAAAUUUUUAUCAGUCUUGAGAAAACAGCAGUCCCUUCACAAGUUCAGACAAUAACCACAUUUUUAUCUCCCGAUAAAGAAAACGCAAGUGCAAUUUCAGAAUCUACUCCCUGGACUGUGGGAAUGAUAGCGAGUUCCUCCUUUGUGACUAAUCCAGUCUCAAGUCACCAGGACACAUCUUCUAUAGAUACCACAACUUCCAGGACAACUAGACCAUCACAUCCUGUGCUCAUUAAGACAACUCUUUCACACUUGCUUUCACUUAAGUGUCAACCCAAGGCAACUUGGGUUGCUUCUUCCACUUCUGAAAGCACACAGGCAUUCACAAAUGGACCACUCAAUGCCAAUUUUACAAUGAUCUCUCCUGAUGGGAUCACUACAGCCUUUUCUCUUUCAAAAGUACCUACAACAUUCCCUAUGGAAACAUCAAUUCCUCUUUAUCAGAUAUCUUCAUUGCCAGUUAAUGUCACUGCUUUCACCUCCAAAAAGGUUUCUGACAUCCUCACCACACCAAUGAGGAAGUCUUCUGAAACUAUACACCCAGAUUGUUCAAAAAAUGUCUCUAUAGGUACUUCUGGGCCUAUGCCUGAGAAGUUCUCAAUGCCAGAAAAUAACUCUCAUUCCUCAAAUAUAGCAGUUUCUUCUGACACUUCCACAAGAAUUGGGUUGCUCUCUACUUUAUUGUCUUCAACUACCCCCAAGACUACUAAAACUGCACAAACAUCAUCAGAUAUCACACCUGUGGCAUAUCCUGGGCCUACUUCACAAAGCAUGAUAAUUUCCUCUGCUUUCACUAAUUCCGAAGAGGUAGAGGAGUCCUCCAAGAUUACAACCAUACCUAUUUCUUCUCCAACAGAGUCAGCUUUUCCAACCACUAUUACAGAAGGUACUGUGAUUUCAGUUACAGACACAUCUGCCUCUUCUCUGCUUAGUUCUAAAAACACUGAAGCUAUUUCUUCCAUUCCAAUGACCGUGCUUUCAUCAUUACUUUUACCAAACCAGCAAUCAUCACAAGAAGGUGAAGCUAUAACUCUGGGCAUAUUACCUGGGAUUACCAACAGCGCCCUAUCCACUGAGAGCACUGAUAGAAGGACAGAGCUCGUAAACACUUAUUCUAGAACUACCAUCCCUGAAAUUGUGCUUUCAACUAUUCCUUCAGAUAGCCUUCAUGCUUCCUCGGAUAUUCGGGUUUCUCCAUCUAAUUUUAUGGACACUCCUAGACCUAUAAAAAGUGUAAAAUCCACCACAACACACCUUUCAUUUAAUACAAGAAAGACGACUUCCUUGCCAGACAAUAUUUUGUUGACAAGUGAACUAACUAAAAAGAGUACAUCUGUGACUACACCUGUUUUGUACCCUUUAUGGACCCCAAACAGUGCAACUCAACCGUCUUUCACAUCACGUUUUUAUUUACCUCACAGUAGUGAGGCCAAAUUCUCUACUCCUAAGAUCUCUACUCCUCGUACAUCUCAAAUGGUUGAAUUUCCAGUAUGGGGAACAAGAAUCACACCUAAUAUUAGCCAGUCUCUGCUUAUACCUUCCUGGAACACACCAAAAGUUGGAGAUUCUCAAUUUCCAACUUACACUACUACUCAUGUAAUGACAUCCAACAAAAUGGUAGCAGAGACCCUGAACUCUACUUCUGAGUCUUUGUCAAUAGCCACAACCAAUCAGACUAGUAUGGUCUCUAAAGAUAUUGCAGCAAUGUCAUUAAUUUCCACUUCAGAAAUUCUUCCUACAUUUGGACUUUCUGAGAACACUUCAUUAUCAAUAUCUUCAGGAGUCUUCACUACCACUUCGGCUGACGUUGAGCGCACAUUUGAGAAAACAGCCACAUCUAUAACCCCUGGGACCAUAUUCUCAUCAAAUCCUAUAAUUUCCAAUGCUACUUCACCUUUUCUGCCUUGGAUCGUAUCUAGUCUCCCUUCUGGCUCUCUUGCAACUUUAUCUAAUCCUCCUCGUGUUCUAACUUCAUCUUCAAGGGAAAUGGUAGAAUCCACUUUUCCAGCUUCUGACCUAACACCAACAUACCCGUUUGCUAACUUUACAUUACCCUUUGCUAGUGGAAGCACCAUACUCACCAAUAUCGUUCCUGUACCUACACUGGGCAUCAUUACUUCUGGCUCCCUGAAUUCUCUCCCUAUAUUUACAAAAACGACAGAUGACAGUGUACCCAUAUCCAUGUCCCUUGAAGCAUCCCCCAGAACUACUGUGACUGACAACUCCAGGACUGUUUCUGAACCUAUGUCCUUUAGCAUAAAGAGUCUAUCACCUUCUAUAACUGGCCGCACCCUAUCUAUUGGUUCUCUGUCUCUAUCUAGCCCUACAAAAACAUCUGCAUGGAGCACAGUUCCAGCUACAUCAGCAUCCCCUACUUUAAUUCCUCCUAAACUCACACUGGAUUCCCUUAUAAAUGUAGCCAUUACCACACCCACUUCUACAGGAUCCUCAUUUCCACUGAUGUCUGCUGCAAUGACACAUCCUUCUACAACUGUGUCUUCACUAAUCUCUACAUCUUUUGAGACCACAUGGAUGAACUCCACAACUUCUUUUAUAUUUGCACAAGAGUCAGCUUCAUCAGUCACAUCACAGUCUGCAGUUUCCUUCUACAGUAUCGCAAUGAACUUCUCUGUCUUUGAUGAAGAGCCAAGGGUCCUUAUUACCAGUGUUAUAAAUGAAUUUGCAAACAAAUGGUUGAAUUCUAUAUUUCAAAACUGUGAAUUUUCUCUUGCUAAUAUGGCUAUUCAAAUUAAAAGCAGAGAGACUUCUAAAGAAGAAGUGGCUAUGUAUCGAUACAUUUUGGAACAGAAAAAAGGGAAUGGAAUGGCUACAAUUUCCCAUGGGCCAUACAGUUAUGCCUGUUGGGUAAUUAUAAAAGCAAACUCCUCUUUAACAUCUGUGGAACUGAUCAGCAGGAUCCGAAAUAAAAUACAUGGGAACCUCACACAUGGGAACUUCACACAAGAUCAAUUGACUCUGCUAGUAAAGUCUGACCAAGUUGUAGUGAAAAAGCUAGAGCCAGGAAAAUGCAACAUGGAUGAAACACCCUCGAAAUACAAAGGAACAUAUAAGUGGCUGUUAACUGACCCUACUGAGACAGCCCAAACAAGGUGCAUUAAAAAUGAGAGAGAAAAUGCCACAAGAAUCUGUUCAGUCAGCAUCCAAACUGGCAAGUCUCAGUGGGACAAACCAAGAUUUAAGAAAUGCAAAUUGCUUCAAGAACUCCCUAAUAAGAUUGUGGAUCUUGCUAACAUUACCAUAAGUGACGAGAAUGCAGAUGAUGUGGCAGAGCACAUUUUAAAUUUGGUAAACGAUUCUCCACCUUUGGAUGAAGAAGAGACAAAGAUCAUUGUUUCUAAAGUAGCCGAUAUUUCAAAAUGUGAUGAGAUAAGUGUGGACUUAACCAAGAUUAUAUUACAAAUAAUCAGUGGUGUCACAGAAAAGCAAAACGAUUCAGCUUCCAAUCUGCCUCAAGUAUGCAAUGAAAUUCUGAGGAUAAUCGAGCGUGCUGGUUACAAGAUGGAAUUUGUGGGGACAACAGCAAAUUUCACAGUGGCAAGGCUGGCUUUGGCUGUGCUGCAGGUGGACCACAGGUUUGAAGGUAUGGCCUUCAGCAUUGGCUCCUCUGAAGAACUCACAGACCCAGAGAUUUUCCUCGGUGAUAUCCCUGUAGGGAGAGUUUUGGCUUCCAUAUAUUUGCCUACAUCAUUAAGUGAAAAAAUUCCUCUUAACGGCUUACAAACCAUCUUGUUUAAUUUUUUUGGUCAAACCUCACUCUUUAAGGCCCAAAACACCACUACAGCAUUAACUACAUAUGUUGUGAGUGCCAGCAUUUCAAAUACGUCCAUUCAAAACUUGGCUGAUCCAGUGGUGAUCAUUCUGAAGCACAUUCAAGGAAACUGGAAUUAUGAUCAAGUUUAUUGUGCCUUUUGGGAUUUUGACACUAACAAUGGGCUAGGUGGAUGGAAUUCAUCAGGCUGUAAAGUAAAGGAAACAAAUGUAAAUUACACAAUCUGUCAGUGUAACCACCUCACCCACUUCGGAGUUUUGAUGGAUUUGUCCAGGUCUACAGUGGAUGCAGUGAAUGAACGGAUAUUGGUGAUCAUAACAUACACUGGAUGUGGGAUCUCCUCCAUUUUCCUGGGAAUUGCAAUGGUGACAUACAUAGCUUUUCAGAUUGUCAUUCAGAAAUACCAUAAUGUGAAUGGUCACAACCGUGAAGUAAGAAAAGCCUUGUCAAAGCAAGAGAUGGCUAGUUCUUCGUCUAGCCAAAGAGGUCGAAGGGGUUCUGGAAACUUUGGUGGUGGUUAUGGACAUGGUUUUGGUGGCAAUGACAAUUUUGGUCAUGGAGGAAACUUAAGUGGUCGUGGUGGCUUUGCUGGCAGCCAUGGUGGUGGUGGUGGAUAUGGAGGCAGUGGGGAUGGCUAUAAUGGAUUUGGAAUCCCAGCAAUUACGGUGGCCAUGAUACUCAGUGUGAGAAAAGAUCUGUAUGGAACUCUGAGCCCAACAACUCCAUUUUGUUGGAUUAAAGAUGAUCCUAUCUUUUACAUCUCGGUGGUAGCUUAUUUUUGCCUCAUAUUUCUCACAAAUCUGUCCAUGUUCUGCACUGUUCUUGUGCAACUGAAUUCUGUGAAAUCCCAAAGCCAGAAGACUCGGCGGAAGAUGAUCCUGAGUGACCUCAAAGGCAUAAUAAGCCUGACAUUUUUACUUGGUCUCACCUGGGGGUUUGCCUUUUUUGCCUGGGGACCUGUGAGGCUCUUUUUCAUGUAUCUUUUUGCCAUUUGUAAUACUUUGCAAGGAUUCCUCAUUUUUGUGUUUUACUGUGUGAUGAAGGAGAGUGUACGGGAGCAGUGGUACAUCCACCUCCACUGCAGGUGGUUGCAACUGGAUAACUCUUCUGAUGGGAGCGGCAGGUUUGAGAUAAAUGUUAGGUAUAAACGGGAGAGUCGGAAGAAAACCCAUGGGCGCAAAUUAUUGAUGCCGUCACUCAAAUCAACUACAACUAAUUCCAGUUUCAGAUCUCUAGGAUCUGCACCUGGAACUCCUUCAAAAACAAUUUUCCCAAAUGGAACCUAUAUUUCUGGGUGGAGACUGAUGUUGAACUAA
Molecule: messenger RNA, 9138 nt
Organism: Nannospalax galili (Upper Galilee mountains blind mole rat)
Lineage: Eukaryota; Metazoa; Chordata; Mammalia; Rodentia; Spalacidae
Gene: Adgrg4
Product: adhesion G protein-coupled receptor G4
Exons: 23
Coding region: 1-9138 (3045 amino acids)
Biological process (GO): cell surface receptor signaling pathway; adenylate cyclase-activating G protein-coupled receptor signaling pathway
Cellular component (GO): membrane
Molecular function (GO): G protein-coupled receptor activity
Source: RefSeq, a predicted model, not a curated record